CUCUUUCUGCUGCCACACGAAAACAGGAAAACCCCGAAAAUACAAAUUAUUAAGAAAUAGAAAGCACAUCUCCGGCACCAUCUAUCGCCUCAUCCCGAGAACGCGAAAGCCUCCGCCCGUGGGCGCAGACCGACCAGGUGAACGAUGAUGAUGAACUUCAGGGACUGGAUCUCAUACCGGCUCGGGUCGUCGCUGCUGUCGGCGAGGCCGCUCGCCAUCUCCGGGUCCGACGCCGGCGCCUCCCAGGGCGAUGGCGAAGGUACUCUCGGUACAACACAAAGUGAGUUUGUAGAGACCGUAUCUGCCAACAUAUUUCCUUCCAAUGAUAGCCGUGCGCUAGAGGUCACAUCCAACCCACAGGAUGCUGUUUCCUCUGGUCUUCUUCAGCCAGAUCAUGAUCACAACAAGUCAGAUCCACUAAAGCAAGUUGAGGCACUUCAAAUUAAGUUUUUGCGGCUGGUACACAGGACUGGACUGCCUCCCAGUACCAAUGUAGUUGCACAGGUACUGUACAGACUGCAACUUGCCAACUUGAUCAAGGCUGGUGAAUCAGAUGCGAAGAGAACUAACCUUGCUAUCAACAAAGCCAGAGUUAUAGCAGCAGAACAAGAAGCAUACGGUGGACCUGAUUUGGACCUCCCCUUGCGUAUUCUUCUUCUGGGAAAGACUGGUGUGGGAAAGAGCGCCACAAUAAACUCCAUGUUUGAUGAAACAAAGGUCACUACUAAUGCACUUGUUCCUGGUACUAGUAGGAUAAGGAGGGUUGAUGGAACUAUCAAAGGAAUACGAGUUACAGUUAUCGACACACCUGGUCUGGUACCUCACUAUCAUAGCCAACGGAGGAACAGGAAGAUUUUGCAUGCUGUCAAGCAUUUCAUUAAAAGAAACCCGCCUGAUAUUGUCCUAUACUUUGAGCGACUUGACCAUAUUAACAGCAGAUACAGUGACUACCCUCUGCUGAAGCUUAUAACUGAUACCUUGGGUUCUUCAAUAUGGUUCAACACUGUCCUUGUAAUGACUCACUGUUCCUCAUCUCCUCCUGAAGGACCAGAUGGUUAUCCUUUGGAAUAUGACGCGUACACCCGUUAUUGUAAGAAUGUCGUGGAGCGUCAUAUCCAGCUAGCAGCUUGUAACACACAGCUGGAGAACCCUAUUGUUCUGGUUGACAAUCAUCCAAUGUGCAGACGGAACACCAGGGGUGAAAGAGUUUUGCCAAAUGGGCAGGUAUGGGCAUCAGAACUUCUUUUGCUGUGUGGGGCGACCAAGUUGUUAGCAGAAGCAAAUUCCUUACUAAAGUUACAAGAUAGUUUUCUGCUGUCACAAGCAAAUGCCAGGCUGCCUUCACUGCCUCAUCUUCUUUCGUCACUCCUUAAACCUGCUGCAUCAUCAAGUUUUGAGGGCGUUGACAAUGAGAUGACUGAGCUAUCAGAUGAGGAGGAUGAAUAUGAUCAGCUACCACCUUUCCGUGUUCUAAAAAGAUCUGAAUUUGAAAAUUUGACCAAAGAACAGAAAACUGCAUAUCUUGAUGAACUGGACUACCGUGAGACUUCAUACCUCAAACAGCAGUGGAAGGAGGGAAUCCGGAGGCAAAAGCUUGCUGAAACUGAAAACAGCGAAGCAUCAUCUGCAGUUGCUGAUGAUUAUGAAGAGAGCACAUCCCCAGAAGUUGUGCAUAUAUCAGAUAUGGAAAUCCCACUAAGUUUUGACUCUAAUUAUCCAGCUCACCGCUACCGUCACCUUAUAACUAAUGAUCAGUUGUUUAGACCAAUUUUGGAUCCCCAAGGAUGGGACCAUGAUAUUGGGUUCGAUGGGAUCAAUUUUGAAGCAUGUCAUGAUUUAAAAAAGAACAUAUCCACAUCUAUCGCUGGACAGAUGAGGAAGGACAAAGAAGACAUGUAUAUGCAAUCGGAAUGUUCGGUAAGCUACAGUUAUCAAAGACGCUACUCAUUAAUGGGGGGCAUGGAUAUACAAACAGCGACCAAGGAUUUAGUUUUUACUGUUCAUGGGGAUGCCAAGUUUGAAAAUCUGCCUUGGAACACCACCGGAGGAGGUAUUUCUGUUACUAAAUUCGGGUCAAAGUAUUUUUCUGGGGCCAAAUUAGAGGACUGCAUCACCAUUGGGAAACGAGUCCACUUGGUAGCCAAUGCCGGGAGAAUGGUUGGUGGUGGACAAGUGGCAGAUGGUGGUAGCCUGGAAGUAACAGUAAGAGGAAAAGACUACCCUGUGAGAGAAGGGAGGACCAGCAUGGCGGCCACUGCUCUGUUCUUCGAGAAAGAGACUGUAAUUGGGGCGAAUCUUCAGUCAAUCUUCCGAGUGAGCCGUGGGUUAAAAUUAUCGGUCAGCGCAAACGUAAAUAGCAGAAAUCUAGGCCGGCUUUGUGUCAAGACCAGCACGUCGGACCAUGUGGAAAUAGCUCUGGUUGCGGCCGUCUCACUUGUCCAGUUCUUGCUAAGGAGAAGAUUGCCGCCGACUGACAAAGGCAACCAACAGCUUGAUACCGACUUAGAUGAGUAAGUGAGCAGAUAGAAGGAGAGCAGUCAAGCCAUGCCAUGUUGUAAACGUUCAGCAGUUGGGUGUCGUACUUGGUCAAGCUACUGUACCAGCCGCUAAUGUGGGGUUUCUAAUUGUACAGAUUUCCUAUAUCCAUGACUUUUUUUUUGAAACAAGGCAAAAUACUUGCUAUUUUCAUUGAUUAAGAAGAGGAGUUUGAUA
Hordeum vulgare subsp. vulgare (domesticated barley) is the source of this 2712-nucleotide messenger RNA. Its product is annotated as translocase of chloroplast 90, chloroplastic. Bases 145 to 2514 code for a protein of 789 amino acids. Gene Ontology annotation, biological process: protein targeting to chloroplast. The transcript is spliced from 3 exons. Gene Ontology annotation, cellular component: chloroplast outer membrane. Gene Ontology annotation, molecular function: GTP binding. Lineage: Eukaryota; Viridiplantae; Streptophyta; Magnoliopsida; Poales; Poaceae. The record is from RefSeq and is a predicted model, not a curated record.